AUGAACCAUGGCGCCAUGGACCACAGCGCCAUGGACCACAGCCACCAUCACACCAUGACUCCGCCCCAACCAUCCGGACACAACAACGGAGGAGCCGGAGGCGGAGGAGGAGGAGAUGGCCGUGCCUGUAUCGGUGUGUUCCUAUUGGCCAUGCUGUAUGAGGGGCUGAAGAUCGGUCGGGAGGUUCUGUUGCGCCGCAGUCAGGUCAACGUGCGCUACAACUCCAUGCCCCUCCCAGGGGCUGAUGGGACGGUGCUCAUGGAAACGCACAAGACCGUCGGGCAGCGGAUGCUAAGCCCCGCCCACUUCCUGCAGACCCUGUUACACAUCAUUCAGGUGGUCGUCAGCUACUUCCUGAUGCUCGUCUUCAUGACCUACAACGGUUACCUGUGCAUCGCCGUGGCGGCUGGCGCUGGAAUGGGUUACUUCCUGUUCAGCUGGCGAAAGGCAGUAGUGGUCGACAUCACUGAACACUGCCAUUAGCCGCAUGCUACGCUAGUUAGCGGCACACGGUCUGAUUUUUGCUGAUCACAAUCACCAAACGUUAACAAACCAUCACUCUAUGUUAGCAUGUUAGCAACAUGCUAACAGAAACCCAACAAGUAAAAGAUA
Sphaeramia orbicularis (orbiculate cardinalfish) is the source of this 612-nucleotide messenger RNA. RefSeq names its product high affinity copper uptake protein 1-like. Gene Ontology annotation, molecular function: copper ion transmembrane transporter activity. Gene Ontology annotation, cellular component: membrane. The record is from RefSeq and is a predicted model, not a curated record. Lineage: Eukaryota; Metazoa; Chordata; Actinopteri; Kurtiformes; Apogonidae. Gene Ontology annotation, biological process: copper ion transmembrane transport.